GUUCGACCCCAUCUCGGGCGUAGCCGAAACGCAAUAACCAUAAACAGACCCAAGUGACGCUUUACAUUGCCAACAUAAAGCUCCUGCUGAUCGAUCUGUGACAACAUUGAGACGUCCUGCAGCGCUCUAACGCUGGGUUGCGUGAUGGAUGCCUGGCGUACCAUCAUUCCGAUGCUGAUGCCACGGGGUCUAUCCAAUCGGUCGUCUUCAGCAUACUUACGACGUUGGCGCUUGUGGACUUGCACACGACAUGCGAGUUCUGGCGGUACAGGUCCCAGAGGACACAUACCUUUCCCUACACAUCCUCGGCCUACUCCUCACCAAAUCUUCCACUUACCCCAUGGUGCCACCGCCGCUGAGAUAAAGUCUCGAUGUGAGUUCACUGACUACUUUGGCAACUGCAGAGGAAACGUGCCUCAUCCUAAUGGCAUGCCCUGCGGGAGUUCCGACUUCUUUCCUUCCCCAUAAUCCACCCGACGCUAAUUUCCCUCAUUGCUUUGUCGUGACUCGCUGGGGGUGGUUUCACGUUCUGAUCUUGAUCGAUGUUGCGCGUC
Molecule: messenger RNA, 554 nt
Organism: Cantharellus anzutake
Lineage: Eukaryota; Fungi; Basidiomycota; Agaricomycetes; Cantharellales; Hydnaceae
Exons: 1
Coding region: 145-468 (107 amino acids)
Source: RefSeq, a predicted model, not a curated record